AUGCCCCCCGACUCGGAGCUGACGCCUUGGUGUGUACAUAAACCUCAGCAGCUCAUUGGAGAUGAGGAGGAAGAAGAAAAUUAUCAAAAAGAAUUUGCUGCUGCUAAUGAAGUUUCGCUGCAGCAGCAGCCUCAGCAGCAGCAGCGGGAGCUGCGGGGAUCUGCUGCAGCACACGGCGACUGGGGAGCUGCUACGCGCAGCAGAAAUAUCAACCCUGUUUUGCUGCAGCGCUACAGCAGCAGUUCAGACGAAGAAGACUACGCAGGGCGGCAGCAGGAGCAUCAGCGGCAACAGCAGCAGCAGCAGCAGCAGCAGCAGCAGCAGCUGCAGCAGCAGCCCCAGCAGCAGCUGGAUGAGCCGCCCCUGCUGGUGGAGCAAGAGGAGGACAGCAGCGACGAGGAACUCGAUGACAUUCGCAGCGCCUUGGCCUAA
This is a messenger RNA of Eimeria necatrix, 432 nucleotides long. RefSeq lists its product as hypothetical. The record is from RefSeq and is a predicted model, not a curated record. Bases 1 to 432 code for a protein of 143 amino acids. Lineage: Eukaryota; Apicomplexa; Conoidasida; Eucoccidiorida; Eimeriidae. The transcript has a single exon.